UGCUUAUUGGGUGUAUAGAAAACAAAGCCAUGGCAACACUAAUCCGGCAUAAUUCUUGGCUUUGUAUAAGCUCUUGAGUUAAAACUAAGCACCCUACAGCUUCACCCAGUACAACCAUCCUCUUUCCUACCAACCCCAAUACUAGACAGAAUGACUAUUGCCCAUAUCAGCAUUCCUUGCACCGAUUUAAAUGUAUCGGAAGAGUUCUAUGCUACCAUUUUGAAGCCUUUAGGCUACAAAAUAUAUGUUAAAACUGGCACCAAGAUAUUCUUUAGAGGAAGAUGGUCGUUGGACUCCGAAUUUUCCUUGAGAUAUGAAAAGUCUGCUGAGCCAAUUGGGGGCGUUCGCGUCACUAUUUACGCAUCAUCCAAGGCACAAGUUAACAAAUUUUAUGUUCUCGGUCUGUACGUAUCUCACUCCUCAAUAAUCACUAUAAGGAUCCACUAACCCAUCGCAAGAACCAAAGCGAACAACAUCGCCAGCGGAGCUACUAACGACUACCCAAGUGCCUACACAGCCUCUAUUGUCGACUUUGACGGCAAUGUCAUUGAAGCAAUAUACUUCAAAUCAUACAUUCCCAAGUUCAUAAUCCCUGCUCGGGUCACUCCGCAAGCACUCUUUUGCGCGAUUUAUUUCAUAACUCUAUUUUUCGUCUCAAGGGAGCUGGGAGGGAUCUAUUGCUACAUCUUCGACGCACUAUCGUUCUUCCUGGUGGCAGAUAUCAUUUAUCUGGGGCUUGAUCCGGAGGGGUCAGUAAGGAGAUUGGAAGAUUAUGGACUGUUGGACAUUGGAACACGGGACUAUCUGUCAAAGUCCAGGCUUCCAUCUGUGAGAUAUAGAUGAAAAUUUGAGGCAGUUCUCUUGAGGUUGAGGUUUCUUCCGACAAACUCGGGGUAGGGAUCUAAGCUAUUGAAUAAGCACCUUUACUACUACUAGAUUUGACAUUUUCAACUACCCA
Sclerotinia trifoliorum is the source of this 958-nucleotide messenger RNA. NCBI's taxonomy places the organism in Eukaryota, Fungi, Ascomycota, Leotiomycetes, Helotiales, Sclerotiniaceae. The record is from the annotation of a GenBank genome assembly.